AUGAUUAGAAAAUUUAUAAAAAAAGUUGAUUUGCUUGUUGAUCCUUAUGAAUUUAAUAUUUCAUAAAAAGAGAAAUCUUUAACUCCAUUAGGUUUUAUAUUAAAUAACUUUUUAGGAGGAUUUAUUAGUAUUGUUCUAUUAGUUUUUGCUUCUUUUUAUAUUGUUGGAGUUUUCCAGAAAAGUAUUCAAAAUUAGAACACUAUAUAUGCUGGUACAUAAAGUGACUAAAACUAAGAAUUUGCAUUGAGUCAUGAUAAUACAAUAUUUUCCAUUGAAUUAUCAACUCUUGAUGGAAAAAUCUUGAACGAUAAUACAAAUGUUAAUGAGUAAAUUAUAAGAUAUCAUUCUAGUUAUUUUUCAUUAACUGCAUAGUAUAUUCAAUAAUAAAGAAUAGAAGGUAAAAUAGGAUUUACUAGAAAUUACACUGCAUUAAACUAAUCAAAAUGUUCAAAAGAAAAAGUCAAACAAUUUAAUUUUAAUUCAGCAUCAAUGACUGAAGAACAAAAAGAAAAUUUAAUUUGUUUUGAUGGGAAUUUCACAUUAUAAGGACAAUUCUAUGAACCAUAUUUUGCUUAUGUAAAAUUAACUGUCAGUGUAUGUAACAAUUCAACUAGAAAAACAUGUAAAACUUCUAAGGAAAUAGAAAAUUUCAUUAAUAAAGGGUAUUAAAGUUAGAUAAUUAAGUGUUAAUGUGGAUAUGUUUAUCAAAGGAUCAAAAAUUAAACAAUCAUUAAAUAGUUCUAGUCCUGCAGACUUAUUUUCUACUAAUAUAUUUUGGAGAUUAACAACUGGAAUUGGAGAUAAUGAAGAUAUAUAUAUGUAACCAUUGUAAAUGGACUUAAGUAAAAUACAUUUAAAUAAAUUAGAAAAAAUAUAAUUUUUCAGUGAUAUUUUUAAUAUUGAGAAUUCUGAAAGAUUGUAUAAUGGAUCUGUUGUUGAAAGGUAAGAAAGAAGACAAGAACCUAUAUCAAUUUCUUCAGGAAUAGGAUUAUGCACAUUUUAUCUAAGGUAUUAAGUUUUUAAAAUUUAGAGCUUCUUCUGAUAGCUCAUUUUAUUUUGUUAUACAAUAAGACUUGCCUUCUACUAUAUUAUCUGCAGUCUCUGAAACUACUGCUUUAUUUUUAGCUGUUAUGCAAAUAAUCAAGAUAUUUUAUAGAGUUUAUAAUCAACAUAAGACUUUUGAAAUAUUAAUGAAUUCUGUUUUUAAAUUUGAUUUAAAAAGUGUGUAAAAGAGGAAAUUAUCAUAAGUUAACUAAUCAUAAACACCUGGUAAGGUGUAAUAAUCGGAAAAGAAUUCAAAAAAACAAUUACAAUAGGUAAUUUUUGCAUUUUUAUUAAGAUAUUUGAUUAUACUAUAAAAUACUCAUUUUAUUAAUAUAUACUUUACAUUAUUAGAAAAUACUUCAAAAGCUGUAAAAAAAUUGAAGAUGAAAAAGAAUUAGUGAUUUCGUAAAUAGCUAAAUCUAAGAUAGAAUUCGAUUUAGAUUUAACUAAUAUUUUAAAAAAAUUAUAUGAGAUAGAUUGCUUAAAGUUAUUUUUUUUUGAUGAUGAUUAACUAAUGUUAUUCAAUUCAUUUUGUUCACCUGUAUUUUAGGAUUAAAUGACUGAUCAGAAAGAGUUGUUCGAUAUUUUGACUGCAAGUUAUAAAUAGACAAGAUCAAUAAAUCAAUUACAAUAAUAGAAUUAAGCUAACAUUGAUAAUAAUAAUUAAAAUAUUAUCAAAUAUGCAGCCACUUCAGAAAGUAUUUUAGUAUUAUAAUAUUUUUAGUACCAAUCAAUAUUAGAUUAGCAAAACUUACAAGGUUUUUUAAAGCUUAACUUGGAGCAGAAAAUGCUGAAGAAUUAGUUGACAAUUUUUAAAAGGUUAAUGAAAAUAAGAAUAAAAAUUGUUAAUUAAAUGAUUAAUUAAUACAAUUUGCUAAAUAAAAUAAAAGCUUAUUUAAUCUUGUUUAAUAAAAUUACUCAGCAAUUUUACAUUAGUAAAAUGAAGAAGAGUAGAGAUACUUAGAAGAUCAGAUUAUAUUAGAUGUACCUAAUGAAUUAGAAUAUGGAAGAAAAAACUCUGAAAUUGUUGGUAGCAAGGAUUAAGGGUAAAGUUUAAAAGAUUUAGAUAUUCAAUAAUCUCCAGAUUGUUUUUAGAAUAGACUUUAAUAAAUUUGA
Molecule: messenger RNA, 2160 nt
Organism: Paramecium pentaurelia
Lineage: Eukaryota; Ciliophora; Oligohymenophorea; Peniculida; Parameciidae
Source: the annotation of a GenBank genome assembly